Messenger RNA from Notolabrus celidotus (New Zealand spotty), 4635 nucleotides. Its product is annotated as R3H domain-containing protein 1. The coding region runs from base 331 to 3576 and encodes 1081 amino acids. The transcript is spliced from 24 exons. The record is from RefSeq and is a predicted model, not a curated record. Gene Ontology annotation, molecular function: nucleic acid binding. Lineage: Eukaryota; Metazoa; Chordata; Actinopteri; Labriformes; Labridae.
CGUGAGGAGCUGACGCACUCUCCUAGCCUGCUGCUCCUGCUGCUGCUGUUGCUGGACUGCGCCGCUUCUCCUUCAGUCUUCACCGUCGGUAGAGACUACGGCUGUGCACUGACUGGUAACCAGAAAGCGGGUCAGCAGGGGUCAUGAGGGUGACGGAGGCCCCGGUUGCCGUUCAGAGCAGCUGAAGCAGACAUGGCCAAAGAAGUUUCGAAUGGCAGCGGUAGGCUCGGCCUCAUCGACUUCACCAGCCACAUCCUCCUUCGCCACAACCAACACUGGCUACGCAACAAGUUUUCCGUUAUCGCCAGAAUCUCCCAGUAAGACUUUGCAAUGAGAAUGUCCGAUACGGUCGACACUGAAACGAUGAAGGUGUCCGAGGCUGCAGACCCGGUGUCCCCACCAAAAGACAACGCAACCAAGUCUGAGAUCGCCGACCAGAGCCAGAGCGGCAAAGAGGAACACGGCAGCAACAAUAAGAAGGACGUACAGGAUGGAUUUCUCCUCAAGCCCUUUGAGAAAGAAGAUCGAGGCACGCAGGAGCAGUCGGAGAAAGAGGAGAGCUGCAAUAAGGUGGACAAGCCGGAGAAGGCGCUGAGAAAGAUGCUGUCGAGAGAUUCCAGUCAAGAUUACACAGAUUCAACUGGGAUAGAUCUCCACGAGUUCCUCGUCAACACAUUGAAGGGCAACCCCAGGGAUCGAAUCAUGCUGCUGAAGUUGGAACAGGACAUUUUGGAUUUCAUCAGCAAUAAUGAAAGCCAAGAGAGAAAGUUCCCACCCAUGACCUCCUACCACAGGAUGCUGCUACACCGAGUGGCGGCCUACUUCGGCAUGGACCACAAUGUGGACCCCAGUGGAAAAUCAGUGGUGAUCAACAAAACCACCAACACUAGAAUACCCGAUCAGAAAUUCUCAGAGCACAUCAAGGAUGACAGGGCGGACGAUUUUCAGAAACGCUACAUUCUCAAACGUGACAACUCCAGCUUUGAUCGCGAAGACAGCACGAUCCGAAUGCGUUUGAAAGCUGACAAGAGGAGCAAAUCGAUGGAGGAGAGGGAGGAGGAGUACCAGCGAGCCAGAGAAAGGAUAUUUGCACAUGAUGGAGAUCACUUCAUACUAGACAGAAGUGCUCAGGAUGAAGACGCAUGCAUGAGCACCCAACAGAGGCGGCAAAUGUUCAGGUUACGGGCCAGCCGGUCAGGCGCCAGCCGGCAAAGCAGCUCCGAGACGGAAACGCUGCCGCGGCACGGCGAGCCCCGGCCGUGGAGCAGCACCGACAGCUCGGACAGCUCCAACCGCCUCGCCCCGCGGCCCCCCAUCACCAAGGCCAGCAGCUUCAGCGGCAUCUCCCCCGGCCUCGUCCGCGGGGACAGCACGGCUAGCAGCAAGAGCACCGGGAGACUCUCCAAAACGGGUUCAGAAUCGUGCAGUAGCGUCGGCUCCUCGUCUAGCUCACUCUCCCGUCCCCAGCUGUCCCUCCCACCGUCAGGCUCCUCCUGGUCCAACAUCCCGAACGCUCCCUUAAUCCACCCGCCAACUGACACCAGAGGCCCCGGACACCCUGAGCUCAUUAAGAGCGUCCCUUCACAGCCGCCGUCAGCCGCAGAAGCAACAAACUACUAUGUGUUGCCGCUGGAAGCCUCAGGGAUACCACCUGGCAGCGUUCUGGUGAACCCACACACAGGAAAGCCUUUCAUCCACCCCGAUGGCAGUGCUGUUGUUUAUAACCCGGCUGCCGUCACCCCUGCUGCUGGCAGGAACCUGCAGCAGGGGAAAACCCCACAUCAGCCAAUCCCUGCCCCUGCCCAGCAACAGCACACCAAUCACCUCCACUCUCAGCCUGACGCCCUAAACGCCCAGUUCAGUCACAUGACUCUGGCGCAGCAGCAGACCACAGACAGCGGUGCUCCGGCUCCCGACGGCCGCCACUUUCAAACCGCCUACCACCCGUCCGCUGUGAUGCUGCAGAGCGCCCCACAUCCUCCUCAGCAGCAGCAGGUUGCUAGCUACAUGGUGGCAGGGCCAUCAGGAGGACACCCUGGGGUGCUUCAGGGGCAGCAUCUCGCUCUCCAGCAGACGGGUCACGGUCACGCAUAUCCCAACUCUACGCCGGGCCCUGCUGGCUUCCCUGGCUCCGCGCUGAACCAGCAGCUCCUACAGCAGCACGCGUACAUCCAGCAGCCUGUGCAGCAGAUGUCCACGUGUUACUGCUCUUCGGCACAUCACCCACACUGCUCCGGGCAGCAGCCGCAGCAGCAGCAGCAGCAGCACUACAGGCCCCCUGUCAACCCGCUCUCCUAUAACUGCCCUCAGAGCCAAAACCUGCCCCAGCAACAAGUGCACCAAGCCGUGAUGCCAAACCCAGCGUCCAACUACCAAACCAUAGUGGGCAUGCAGCCAACAGCCAACCUCGCCCUCACUGGCAACCAGCAAAGCAAUAUGGGCAACCAGAUGCAAGGCAUGAUGGUCCAGUACCCUCCAAUGCAGUCUUAUCAGCAGGUUUCCAUGCCACAGCAGACGUACCAGCAGCCAGUGUUUGUGUCCUGUCAGCCGGGACAGGGGGCAGUGGCGGUUGCUGGCAUGCAGCCCUGCUACAGCCUGCUCCCGCCCAACCAGCACACCACCAUGAGGUACGGUCUGACAAGUUCGACAGUGAGUUUCCUGCCCGCCCAAAUGAUGGAGCAGCUCCAGUUCCCUCAGACCUCGUCCCCUUGUGUCCCCCAGCAGCACCCAGGCCAGCAGUACGCAGGGUUGUUGCCCCCGGCCGCCGGCGGUGGAAUGGUGAUGCUGCAAAUGACAGGGCCCCCCUGCCAGCAGCCCCGGGCCCCCUCCCCCUGCCAGCGAAAACAGCCCAGCCACAAACACCAAGGUCCCGAGCACCCGCGCAGCCGCAGGCCCGCUGAGCUUCCCCCACCUCCAGACAGCACCCAGAGCAGCUUGCCCUCGUCUCCGGCACUCACUCCCUCGCCAGGCCAGCCGCCCAGCGUCAAGGGCCUCCCAUCAGGCAUCUCGUCCAUCCCUGUCAUGGCGCACCAUCCGCACCACCACCACCACCACCACCACCACCCGCAGCUCCCUACAGCUUUCUGCCACAGUGGACAAGGUGAAGCGCACUACUCCCUCUUGGGCCAACCUCUGCAGUACAAACCCUCCAUCAGACCUCCGCUGAUCCACGCUGCACACAUGGUGGCCAAACAUCAGGGUCCACUGGGGGUUUGGCGUGGCGGUCAUGGGAGGAAGGCCAGCAGAAAACCUCUGUCUUCAGAUCUCAGUGUAGGUCAAGCAGUAAGCAGCCAAAGCCUGGAAGUGACAGAUCCUCUGCUGGGGAUUGGCCGCACAGACUCCCACCCCCUCCUGGCAGAGCUGUGCAAAGGGGGCGAAUUGAUCCAGCGGCUGUCGGACCAUCAGCCCGGGCGGUGCGACACAACCAGAGACGCUCCCAGCGGACACCUGGCCCCAUCAUACUCCAUCUUUGCCAUUCUUCCCUCCAGAUACAACAACCCCCAGGCUAGCGUUAAACUCCGAACUAGCACCAGACACAAAGAGGAGCUGUGUGACUCGAACAAGGCCGGCUCAUAGCUGCUAAGAUCUCGGCGCGCCGACGAAGCGCCACAUGAACGCACAUCCAACCACCUGCCUCUGCUGCCUCAGUCUGGACUGCCUCGGUCCAAGUCCCAGACUGUCCAAAUCCAAUCAACUUAUCCAAUAUUUGAAGAAUGAAUGUUUACUUUUAUUUAGUUUUAGUUAAUUUUAUCAUUUUCCUGGCCAACAGGUCUGUGCAGGGUGGAAAAAUUGAGUCCCGGUUUGUGUGUGAAAUGCGUCCGUGGCUACUCUCGCCCCGUGUGUAUUUGCUAUUUAAAACGAAAGUGUUUAGAGAGCUUUGGGAUUCAUUUGCCAGCUUUAAGUGACUCACUGUGGCUCUUUUUUUUUUUUUUUUAUAGCAGGUGUGUAAAUUUUACGGCAUCACAUCAAGAAAAACAUCAACGUGUUCCUGAAUCAAGAAUGUUUUUCGUGUCCCGACUUUAAAAAAAACCCAGACGUGAAACCGUGGGGUCUCGGUUUCCUAUCAUUCAGACUGAGCAGUCAUAUCAAAGCAGUUGCUCUGUUUUAUUUAUCUUCCAUCAUGUGUGUCCUAACUUGCUCUCAGCCACUGACUCGUGAAAAUGAUUAGCAUUUAUUUCCUGUUAGCUACACACACACAGACACACACACGAGCGAGUUUCUCAUCCAUCAUGGUCCCAACAAUCACUCCCAUCUGCACUUGUACAAUGUGAGCCCAUACAAUAAUAAACACUGAAUAAUAGAUAUACUACCUGAAUUAUUUAAAGUCACUUUUAUACACAGUGAAUGUUGGAUUUGCACUGAAGUGAUGGAGAUAGAGAUUUGAUUGGAAUCAUACAGGGCCUGGAUUUUCUUUAAUUUACCCCCGUCGUACCUGUUUGUUGCACUCUGCCAGGCCACUUUCUUUUAUAUUUAAUUAAAAUGUUUAUAUGCACAAGAUAAUGCAAAUGAGUUUUUCAUGCUUGGGUUUCUUUUUUUAAUCUGUUUGAGUCUGGACAUGUGUGCUGUGUGUUGUUUUUUUUUUUUUGGGGGGGGGUUGUCUUCAAUAAAUGUUUGCACCACGUGUUGACAACUAUA